CAAUUUUUUUUGUUAUAACUUAAUAAAAUAAUAUAAUGUUUUGAUGAUAUAACCAAAUAAGAUAAUUGAAUCUGGUUCAUAAUAUUAUACCAAAUAUAGCCUGGCUGCAGAGCUGUCGGAGGAUCUGUUUAAACAAGAAAAAUGGCCAACUGGAGCAUUCCCACUGUUGAUCUCUCACCUUUCUUCAAAGAAGACGAUAAAGAUGGCAAGAAAAAAGCCAUGGAAACAAUCAGCCAAGCUUGCUCUGAGUAUGGAUUCUUCCAAAUUGAAAACCAUGGUGUUCCCCUUGAAUUGAUGAAACAAGCCCUCAAGCUCUCGAAGGAAUUUUUUGAUUUUUCUUAUGAGGAAAAGCGCAAGUACAGUCCUGAAUCAGGUGCGCCCCUUCCCGCUGGUUAUAGCAAGCAGCCAGAACACUCCCCUGACAAGAAUGAAUACGUUUUGGUCUUCCCCCCGGGGUCAGGCUUCAAUGUCUACCCUCCAAACCCUCCUGGAUUCAGGGAGGUCCUUGAAGGAUUCUUCUCUUACUUGACCAAGACGGGUUCGCUUAUAGAGAGCAUCAUAAAUGAGUGUCUUGGUCUCCCCCACAAUUUCCUCAAAGCAUUCAACCAUGAUAGGUCCUGGGAUUUCCUGGUAGCUUUGCGCUAUUUUCCUGCCACUAAAAGUGAAAACAACGGACUAACAGACCAUGAAGAUGGAAACUGUCUCACUUUCGUGUUCCAGGAUGAAGCUGCAGGAUUACAAGUUCGGAAAAAUGGAGAAUGGAUUCCUGUAGCACCUACAGAGAACAGUAUAGUAGUAAAUGUUGGUGACAUUAUCCAGGUGUUGAGCAACAACAAAUUUAAAAGUGCAACCCACAGAGUGGUGAGACCUGAAGGAAAGAGUCGAUACUCUUAUGCAUUCUUCUACAACUUGCAAGGAGAUAAGUGGGUUGAGCCAUUGCCAAAGUUUACUAAAGAGAUUGGAGAGCUACCCAAGUACAGAGGUUUCUUAUUCAAGGAGUAUCAGGAGCUGAGAAUGAGAAACAAGAGCCAUCCACCUUCAAGACCUGAGGAUGUGAUCCACAUAACUCAUUAUGCAAUCAACAAUUAGACAGGAGUGAAACUGCAGUUGAUUAAUUACUUAGCUUGUUGGGUAUUUCUUUUAAUCUCUUUGAUAAGCUUUGCUUGGUAAAACAAGCUGAAAAAGACAGAAGAAAAUAAGAAAGACAGAGAGACACUUGAUUGCGCAGUAUUCCUUUCUUUUUGGGUUAAUUUUGCAAUGGAAUCUGAUAGACAUAAACAGAAAAUGAUGGAAUUUGAUCUUUAACUAUACAAGUCAAUAGUUAGUUUGUUGUU
This is a messenger RNA of Ricinus communis (castor bean), 1334 nucleotides long. RefSeq names its product flavonol synthase/flavanone 3-hydroxylase. NCBI's taxonomy places the organism in Eukaryota, Viridiplantae, Streptophyta, Magnoliopsida, Malpighiales, Euphorbiaceae. The transcript is spliced from 3 exons. Gene Ontology annotation, molecular function: dioxygenase activity. The coding region runs from base 142 to 1089 and encodes 315 amino acids. The record is from RefSeq and is a predicted model, not a curated record.